Molecule: messenger RNA, 1381 nt
Organism: Chelonus insularis
Lineage: Eukaryota; Metazoa; Arthropoda; Insecta; Hymenoptera; Braconidae
Exons: 4
Coding region: 623-1231 (202 amino acids)
Source: RefSeq, a predicted model, not a curated record
AGAUGGCAUACACGAGUUAACUCAACUCAUCAUUUAUUAUUAAUUCAACUUCUUUCGUUCAUCGACUAAUAGCUGCACAGUAGUAAGAUACUUUACUUGUCCAUAAGAGUAAUCAUGUGAAUGUACGAUUAAAAGAAAGAAAAUGGAAACAAUGGAGAAGAAUCAAGUAAACAAAUAAUAAAAGCACAGUCAAUAAAAGUUGAAAAAUUAAUGAACAAAAGAAAUGUUAAUGAGCACUUGUUCAUGACUUAUUGAUGAAUUGAAAAAUGAAAACAUUGCUAAAACCUAGAAUAAAUUGCGAUGAAGCAUCAGAUUAAAUCAAUAUUGAUCAACAAAAAUCAAUAAACAUCGAAAAAGAAAUAAACUUACUGUUUUGAAUACAAAAAAUGAUAUGAUGGAAUAAUGCUUUCGUAAGCGAUUCGGCUUCAUCCUUCUGUCACCAAUGACAUCUGAUGUAUUUAGAGAAAUAGAUAUCAAACAAAUUGUGCUGGUAUAAAAUAUCGUGGGAAAUCAAUGAAUAGAUUCAGUCAUCAUUAGACAACGGCACGUGGUAUUGUGUCAUUGGUUUUAAUCAAAUCAACUGAAUAGUCAGUACUUGUGCGACACUUUCUUCAAAAAAAAAAUGAAGCAACCGCUCAUCAUCUUCUUCCUUAUCCUGUCACACCAUUACGCCCUUGGCAAGCGUUUCAAUCUGACCAGACUGCUCAAACAACAACUUGGAGAUCAGUAUCACGUGGCUUCUUCACAUCAUCAAGAUUACCCAGCAGUUGCUAACGGUUUCUUAUACAUGCCUGAAAUCAACUUCAAUGAAGAUGAUAUUGAUGACAACAUAUUAGAGAUAGAAGAGUUUAAAAAACAAUUGAAUAAUAAAGAUCACGAGUUCUUUGAAAGACAUUAUAGAAAUCUUAAAUCAGAGUAUCAGAAUCUCUGUGAAAUUAAAAUCCGAAAAGUUCAAUUAAAUGAUGAAGAAUUUGAAUAUCAACCACCACAUUACCACGAGAUUUAUUGCAAGAAUUAUGCAUCAGAUCAAGUACACAACAAUUUAGUUAGACCCAAUAAACAACAGUGUGCUCAUCCUGGAUUUCAUUGUGUUCAAAGAAGUAAAAUUAUUUUCAUGGUCAGAAGACGAUGGACUGAUGAAUGCUGGGAGCCGUUCACUAAACAAAUUGCUAGCGGGUGUGAUUGUAUGUGGCCUGUUUCUAUUCUUGGAGAUAUAUCUGCACACUAUUAAAAACAAAAAUAAUUACUUCAAAGAAAAAAAUAGAUAAUUCAACCAAAAAAUACGUUAUAUCAAACGACAUGACCUGCAAUCAGUAUUAUUUUGAGAACUAUUUUCAUUAUUUGAAAUUGUGACUUACUCUUAUUAAAAUAGUAAUCUUCU